AUGUCGGCUGUCGGCUUCAAUAUUUCCACUUCUCUUCGCGCCUGUCUAGGGCCGUCCUCUUUCACAGCAGCAGCAACAGCCGCAGUAAUCAUGAACGCCUCCCGGCAGAUCCAGAGGCUGUCGCCCGCCGCUCCAUUGCGAGUAUCGGGCCUCCGCAACAUCACCAGCAACAAUACUGUUGUGCCAGCACAGAUUCGCCUUCUCUCCAGCCAGACCUCCCACACCCAGAACGGGCUUCGGCGGCCAUCUACCCCUCCUUCGCUCCAGCAACAACCCCUCCUCCGAUCGACCUUCCUCCCCAGUUCGCUCAGAUUAGACACAUCACCACCAUCACACAGCCGCUCGUUCCAUGCCUCUUCCAGAUCACUUCAGGCCGAGAACGCCAAGGCACGUAAAGUACCAGUAGAAGAGAAGGAGAAGGAGCCAGAGUCCAAGGAGGAGGGCAAGGAGGAGACCAAGGAAGAGGCCAAGGAGAAGAAAGAAGAGGGUGAGGGCGAGGAGUCAGAGGGCAAGAAGGAGGAGAAGGGAAAGAAGGGCGAUGCGCCACCUCCCCCACCACAUGGCGAUAAGACUCCAUGGCAGGUGUUCCUGGACACGAUGCAGAGCGAAUUCAAGCAGUCGAAGGAGUGGAAUGAGUCAACCAAGGCCCUGUCCGCUGGCGCCACCGAGUUUAUCGAGAGCGAAAAGGUCCGCAAGGCCCGUGAGGCCUACGAGGCCACGACCGGUGCCGUCACCAACACUGCCGCGACCGUUGUCAAGACCACUGCUGGUGCCAUCGGCAAGGGUGCUCAGUGGACCUGGGAGACCCGUGCCAUGAAGGGUGUAAGAAAGGGUGCCAACAUUACUGGUGAGGUGCUCGACAAGGCCACCAAGCCAAUUCGUGAGACCGAGGCGUACAAGAAUGUCAAGGAUGUGAUCGACGACGGAAGCAGUUCGAGAUAUGGUGGGUGGAUCGAGAAGGAGGAGCGCAGGAAGCGGAAAGAGGCUCUAGAGAAGCUCAGGCCACAGACCGAGAUCCAUGAGGAGGACCCCAAUGCCGGAACCAACGUCACUCUCCACAAGGACGCCGCCUGGAAGGAAGCCUGGCGCGACUUCCGCGACUCCAACAAGAUGAUGCAGAGCGUCUUCGGCCUGAAAUCAGUCUACCAAGAGUCCGAGAACCCCCUUAUCUCCACCGCCCGCAGCAUCACCGACCGCGUCGCCGGCUUCUUCGCCGAGAACGAGACGGCCAUGGUCAUCAAGAAGGUCCGCACCAUGGACCCGGCCUUCCAGAUGGAGACCUUCCUCCAGGAACUUCGAGAGUACAUCCUCCCCGAAGUCCUCGACGCCUACGUCAAGGGUGACGUCGAGACGCUCAAGCUCUGGCUCUCGGAGGCGCAGUACUCUGUGUACGAGGCCCUGACGAAGCAGUACCUCCAAAACGGCCUCAAGUCUGACGGCCGCAUCCUCGAUAUCCGAGGUGUGGACGUCCUCAAGGCGCGCAUGCUCGACCCUGGCGAGAUCCCGGUUUUUGUUAUUACUUGCCGGACGCAGGAGGUGCAUGUGUACCGCAACGCCAAGACGGGCAAGCUCGCGGCGGGCAUGGAGGACAAGGUCUCGCUCGUGACAUAUGCUAUUGGUAUCACGAGGAUACCUGAGGAUGUCAACAACCCAGAGACUAGAGGGUGGAGGUUGAUUGAGAUGCAAAAGAGCGGGAGGGAGUGGAUUUAA
Molecule: messenger RNA, 1710 nt
Organism: Podospora anserina S mat+
Lineage: Eukaryota; Fungi; Ascomycota; Sordariomycetes; Sordariales; Podosporaceae
Exons: 2
Coding region: 1-1710 (569 amino acids)
Biological process (GO): protein import into mitochondrial matrix
Cellular component (GO): mitochondrial inner membrane
Molecular function (GO): protein-folding chaperone binding
Source: RefSeq, a predicted model, not a curated record